AAUAGAAAAUAUCCAUUCGUUCAGCGAAAAAAUGAUUAUUGGAGUUCGUUCAGGGAAAAAAUGAAUAUUGGGGUUGAUCGUCCUGAAGUAUCGCAAUACGAGAAGAGGAAGAAAGGAUAACAUGUCGGUUGAGGGAAAUCACACAGACCAUUUCAAGAUAUGGAGCGAAUUGGAAUUGCGGGAGUUCCCAGAAAAGUUCGUGAUCCGUUCGCUGGAAUGUCCUGAUCGAGGCUUUUCCAUCAGCCGCUCCGAUGGAACGAUCGAGAAGCUACACGGAGAUACAAAUACUGGAAAACCUGCAAAGAUAACUACAAUAUAUGGAGUAGUGGGAACAAUUAGGUUGCUAGCUGGAACACAUAUAUUAGUUAUAACUUCUCUGAAAGAAGUGGGAGCUUAUCUCGGGUUUCCUGUUCAUCGGGUGACAUCCAUGAAGUUUCUGUCUUGCAAUGUGGCAUCCAAAAAUCUAAGCAGUGAAGAAAAAAGAGAUGAAGCAUACUUCACAAAUCUCUUGAAGGUUGUGGAAGCAACACCAGGACUUUAUUUUUCGUAUGAAACAGAUUUAACGCUGAACUUGCAGAGAAGAUACAAGUUAGCUAAAGGCUGGAUGAGAAAACCAGUAUGGAAACAGGCUGAUCCCAGGUUUGUUUGGAACAGGAAUCUGCUGGAUGAGCUAAUUGAAAACAAGCUUGACGGGUUUAUCAUUCCACUAAUACAAGGAAGCUUUCAAACUGCACAACUGAAGCUCGGAUGCUCACCAGCUAUGGUAACAUUAAUAUCAAGGAAGUGCACCCGACGUUUAGGAACUAGAAUGUGGAGAAGAGGAGCUAACCUAGAGGGUGACACAGCUAAUUUCAUUGAAACUGAGCAGUUUCUGGAUUCUGGAAGUUUGAGGUCUUCAUUUUUACAAGUUAGGGGAUCAAUUCCCCUCUUGUGGGAGCAAAUUGUUGACUUGAGCUAUAAACCACAUCUAAACAUUAUUCAUCAUGAAGAAACACCAAAGGUUGUUGAGCGCCAUUAUAAUGAUUUAUCACAAAGAUAUGGAGAGAUUGUAGCGGUAGACUUGACAGACAAGCAUGGUGAUGAGGGUAAACUAAGUGCAGCUUAUGCUGCGGAAAUGCAAAAGCUGCCAAAUGUGAGAUAUGUGUCUUUUGAUUUUCAUCACAUAUGUGGGAGCUCGAACUUUGAGAAUCUACAGCUUUUGUAUGACCAAAUAUCGGAAGAUUUUGAGAAGCAAGGAUAUUUCUUGGUAGAUGAAGAUGGGAAGAUACUAACAGAACAGAAAGAAAUAAUUAGAUCAAACUGCAUUGAUUGCCUUGACCGGACAAACGUAACACAGUGCUAUCUGGCUAGGAAAUCGUUGAAUUCUCAACUGCAGAGACUUGGAGCAAUUUCAUCCUCUGAUUGCAUCUCUAUGUUUCACGAAGAUUUUGAAAUAUAUAAAACUUUGUGGGUGCAACAAGGUGAUGAAAUAAGUCUGGAAUAUUCUGGAACAUUUGCCUUGAAAGGGGAUCUCGUCAGAUAUGGGAAACAGACUGUGUUGGGACUAAUUCGAGAUGGGAUGAGUGCCCUUUCGAGAUACUUUUUAAAUAAUUUCCAGGAUGGGGUUCGACAGGAUGCUGUGGAUCUUAUUAGUGGUCGCUAUACUAUCAAAAGGGGACAUCCCUCUCCUACCAUCCACAAUGGAUUUGAUUCCAUCACUUAUCUUCCAGUAGCAUCUGCUCUUUUAAUUGGAGGAUUGACAGUGACCACCGUUACAUUGAACCAAGGGAGAAAUGGGCAGAACUUAUUGCCUUCAAUACUUUGUGCUGGUGUCACUGCUGGGGUGAUGGCAAUGGUGAAAACAAACGGGAGACUAUUUUGUUCCAGGCCUCGGUUAUGUGGGCUUCUGAAUGCAAGAAGCACUGCAACUGCAGAGAACGACAAUAUUAAACUGGAAGAAGUCGAACCAAUACAGAGUCAAGAACCAUUGCAAAUGUUGCCUUACAACAAGCCAACAACUAGCAAGAAAAGAAACACAACUGUAGUAACACAUGAAGAACCAGAAAAUCAAGCUGAAGAGAUAGAACUAUAGAAGCACUCAUGUCAACUUAAGAACCAGAGUUGAACCAACUUUAUUUAUCAAGUUGAUUAAACUUUUGAAUGAAAAUAAAAGAGUAGCAGUUGAAGAGAUUGACUUUGGAGGCUUGCUCAACCUAAGCUUUGACAGAUUCUAUAGAGAUUUCAUAGAAUCUAUUGAAAAGCUUGCGACAAAUAUCAGCACAGCUACAACUCACAAAUGACAAGUUGUUGGAUAUUGAAGAUCAAAAUGUUAGACCUGUUUUUGGUUUGCCAAUGAGAAAGAUUGAUGUUGAAGAAGCAAAUGGAAAAAAUGAAAAAGAAGAGUACACUAAAUUGCUGCAGCAAUGGAGAGAGGAGUGAGGCAUUGAAAAGGGAAGCCCAGACACGACAAGGAUGAUACAAAAAAUCAUUGAUGAUGGUGAUUUUGGAGAUCGAUUCAAGAGAAAUUUUGUGGUCUUCACAGUUUCAUGUCUCAUCAGAGGCAAUCAGAGUAUAAAGAGCAACCUCAAGAUCUUUCUCUCUUUAGUGAAAGUUGAUGACAUCAAGAAUUUGAAUUGGUGCAAGUAUUCAAGGCGGUCAUUGAUGGACGCUGGUAGAAUGGCAAGCUCAUCUAUCAAGGAUCUUCACUGGACCAUUGUUGUUUCUGAUGAUAUGUUACUUUGAUAGAGUCCAAUUCAAAGGUCAGGCUUUGGAUACUGUUUAUCCAACAAUCAGAAGCUGGAACAAGGAAAGAAUUGAAAAGAGAAUCAAAGAUGAGAGGAAGCUGGGGUUCACGCUUGGGAAGGUGAUGCCACGAAUUAUGCAGUCGAAGAAGAGAAAGCAGAAAGAGAACUAAAUAAAGCAAAAUAACAUCUUUGAUGGAUACUGUUUCUAAAUUGUUGGAUAAACAGUAUCCAAAUCUUGUCCUUUGAAUUGCACUCUAUCAAAAUAGCAUAUCAUCAGAAACACCAAUGGUCCAGUGAACAUCCUUGAUGGAUGAGCUUGCCAUUCUUCACCAGCAUGGCAGCAUCCAUUAGUGAUCGCCUUGUAUACUUGCGCCAAUUCAAAUUCUUGAUUUUAUCAACUUUUAUCAAAGAGAGCAAAAUCUUGAAGUUGCUCUUUAUACCCUGAUUGCCUCUGAUGAGGCAUGAAACUGAGAAGACCACAACAUUUCUCUUGAAUCGAUCUCCAAAAUCAUCAUCAUUAAUGAUUUUUUGUAUCAUCCUUGUCGUGUUUGGGCUUCCCUUUUCAAUGCUCCACUCCUUUCUCCACUGCUGCAGCAAUUCAGUGUACUCUUCUUUUUCGUUUUUUUAACAUCAAUCUUUCCCAUUGGCAAACCAAAAACAACUCUAACAUCUUGAUCUUCAAUAUCCAACAACUCACCAUUUGUGAGCUGUAGCUGUAAUGAUACAAUGGGUUGCAAGUAUUUCAAUAGAAAUUUUACGAAGUCUCUAUAGAAUAUGUCAAAGCUUGGGUUGAGCAAGCCUCCAAAGUCAAUCUCUUCAACUUCUGAUCUUUUAUUUUCAUCCAGGAGUUUAAUUAACUUGAUAAAUGGAGAUUGUCCUACUCUGGUUCUUAUAUUGAUAGGAGUGCUUCUAGCUAUUUCUUCAGCUUGAUUUUCUGAUUCUUCAUGUGUUACUACAACUGUUUUUCUUUUUUAUCUAGUUGUUGGCUUGUCGUAAGGCAACAUUUGCAAUGGUUCUUGACUCUGUAUUGUUUCGACAUCUUCCAACUUAAUAUUGUCAUUCUCUGCAGCUGCAUUGCUUCUUGUAUUCCUAAUAUUAUAUAGAUUCUUGUAUUCCUAAUAUUAUAUAGAAUAACAUUCACAAGUCAUUAUCAAUUUUAUUUAUCAUUAUGAAUUUACAUAAUAUUAUACACUAAUUGCAUAAUUUAUAGCUCAAAGUUACAUGUUUUGCCAUUGGAUGUGAUUCAGUUCUAUAUUUUAAAACUUACACAAGUGCUCACAAGAGUUACAUGUUAAUAUAUGGAUGUUACAAUUUUUUUUUAUAUGUAGUUACAUGUUACACACAAGCAGUUGAAUAAUCAAUUAUGGCCUGAAUAGUUGCAGUCAUACUAUGGCAUAGAGUUUACAUAUUUCAUAACAUAAUUUAUAACAAAAUAUUUACAUUAGAUACAUACCAUUGAAAAAUUCAAUUUUAUAGUUAUCAAUAUGAUACACUAAUUACAUAAGUUAUAGCCCAAAGUUACAUGUAAUUAACUAUGCCCUGACACAAGUUACAUAUUAAUAUACUUAUGUUACAUAAAUUGUAUCUGUACUUACAUCUUACACAAGGUGUUCAAUAGUCAACUAUGACUCCAAUAGUUGCAGUGACAUAGUAAGGGACAGAGUGUACAUACUUCAUAAUAUACAUAACGCUUACACAACUGGAAUAUAUAUUUUGUCCUCUAGCCAUGUUACAUAGUAUCAUAUAGAAGUUAUAUAAUUACUCAAUGAAGAUGCACCAUGCAUAAGCACUUUGAAUAAUGUUCUCUAGACAACAUUUGCAUUCACAUAAUACGUUAUAGAGUGUAUAUACUUGAUAACUUAAAUAAACAUCAAGUAUUUUGACUUUUGAAACAGUCUUUUUUUAUUGAAAUAAAUAAACAGUAGAGAGAAAGAAAAUACAGAGAAGGAAAAAAGAAAAUAAAACAAUACAUAGAAAGAAAAGACUAAAGCUACACCCAAGAAAAUUCUAUUGACUGAGACCUAGUAAUCAUGUUGUGUCGCUUUUUAUUUUUUUGAGAUUUCCUGUAGAUUUUGAUUUGCGUGUUAUGAAACACAGUCAUAUGCACAUUAUGAAACAAAAAUUACUUUACUUUUAUUUACAUGUAAAUAACACAUUUCAG
Messenger RNA from Cuscuta europaea, 4884 nucleotides. NCBI's taxonomy places the organism in Eukaryota, Viridiplantae, Streptophyta, Magnoliopsida, Solanales, Convolvulaceae. The record is from the annotation of a GenBank genome assembly.